Molecule: messenger RNA, 2058 nt
Organism: Cuscuta epithymum
Lineage: Eukaryota; Viridiplantae; Streptophyta; Magnoliopsida; Solanales; Convolvulaceae
Source: the annotation of a GenBank genome assembly
CAGAAUUUUACACUUUUUUAUCCAUUCUACACUUUUCGGUCCAUAAAUAAAAACGAAUAUACAUUUCCUGGAAACACUCGCACUUAACCUAAUCCGUCAUUCCCUCACAAAGGCGGUGCGUAGAGAAGGACCUUUGAAUAAUCUAAUUCUCACGCUCAAACCAGUUACGCGAACAGGGAAAGACGUCUUCGAGCGGAGCUACUCUAAUGGCCGAUAUCGUGUUCAAGGUCUCCCCCCAUGGCAGAGCAGUGUUCCACAAACUGGAAUCCGGAAUGGGGACUCCCGAGUCUACCGAACGAGGGACGAAUUCGGUUUCCGACAGCGACGAGUCGACUUGGAGGACUCUUGUGCUUCCCGCAAAGUAUGAACGCUUUAAACGCGUGUUAGAGGGUCGGACGCUAACUGAUGUUUUGACACAAGACGCUCUGGAGAAAAUGCUGAAGAGGUGGUCCGAAAAAAGACGAAGAUAUCGAGAUUGGCUUUUGAGCAGGCGCCCAGGCGCUGUGCAUCCUGUUAAACUUGAAGGACUCAAAGCUAAGGAUGCUAAAGAAUAUGAUACCAUCCUCUCUAUGUGCAAUUGGGUUGUUGAUGAGCACCAUAAAUACCGUCCUGAAAAGUGUUGCGAGUUUGCCAGCGUGGAGAGGGUGAGGCGCCAAUUUGUUGAAAAUGGUCAUUCGUAUUACCUUGAUUUUUUUGUCAAAGAUCUGGAGGCAGAUGGCAAUCCUUUAGUACCUGUUAAGGCCAUCGUUUAUCGGAGAGUGCCUGAUCCUUUCAAAUUAAGCCAAUGUCAUGGGCUGAAAGCCUACAAUAAGUAUACAGGUAGUACCUCUCCAUGAGGGUGUUGGGAACAUCUACUUCUGCGAGUGUGCAUUUGGGGUUUUGCUCUAAAUCCAAAAGUAAUAAAAAUGUUGAAGGAAAUUCUAUGUAGCGUGCUAUCGUAUAUAUACAAUAUGUAUUGGGGUCAUUUUUAUAUAAACGAUGUAUUUUGGGCCUCUUGGCCUGUACUUGUAACCCUAUUCUCUCUAUCAUCUCUUUUCUCUCGCCCUAGAAUGUGUCGGCCGCCUUUGUCUUCUUCAGUCAACCGGCACCGCAGAUUACCACACCAGCAUCGUCGUUAACAUGGCCACCAACCGUGCUGGCUGCCUGGCCGGGUCCACGGAACUCUUGGAACUCCGUUAGCCGUCAUCUACAGGUAUGCCGCUCACCUCCCCACCGCAACUCCCUUGCGGCCUUGCCUGCCAACAAGGCUAUCCACGUCUAUUGUUGAAGCACGUAACAGUCGGAGAGCAGAAACGUGUGCUGCAUGACCUGCAUCAAAGGGCACUAUAUCCAGACCUGAAUGUGCAAUUCAUUCUUUCAAGCCUAGAACCUACUCCGAUCCAUCUACCAGCCAUUCUAGCUAGGGGUGGGAUCGGUCCGGGUCGGAUUUUUGUUAAACCCGGAAAUUACCCGUAAGGUCUCGGGUUAUGAAAAUUUAAGGACCGGAAAAAAGCCCACUAUAUUCGGUCCGAGUCAGUUUUUUUGCAGCCCGGGUUCGGUCCGGGUUCGGGUUGGGUCGGUUAAAGCCCGAAUGUGAAAUCAUCUCAUUUUUCUUUUAUAUUUUAAAAUUUAUUUUCAAAUAAAAUUAAUCAAAAGUACAAACCGCAAAUAAUAACACAAAAAUUAGUCUCCAAAAUCACCAAGAAUUCAAAUCCAAAGAAGAUGAUCAUCAUGAUAUUUCGUUUAAGAUGCAUAAAAAUAAAUAAUAUAGGUUUUCUAAAAAUGUCACGAAAUAAAAUUUAUGGAUAAAAAUGUAACUAAGUUAUUAUAAAUAUGUUUUCAUAGUCAUUAUGGUAAAUAAAUUGAAUAUAUUUGUAGUAAGUUAGUAACUAGGGAUGGACUCGGGUCGGGCCAACCGGCCCGGAACCGGACCGGCCCGCUACUGUGCGGGCCCGGACCGGCCUAGGGAUGGACCCGGGCCGGGCCGGUUCCGGUUCCGGGCCGGGCCCGGGCGGGCUUUUUUUCGGGUUACAUGGGCCCGGAACCGGCCCGGGUUGAUACCGGGUCCGGGCCUAACCG